AUGGUCGUAGAAGCAGCUUUUCAAAUUCAUGAUUCUGCUGCUAAUGUUCAAGAUGCUGUUAGUGCAGAGGCAGAAACAACAUCAGCAACUAUUGACAACAGUCAAUUUGGUGGAAAAGACUCUUUUGACAAUAGCUUUACACCAAAAAGAAAGAAUCUGUUUACUUAUUGUGAAGCAUCACAAGUGCUUCCAAAAAAAUGCGUAUUAAUAUUAUGGAUGAAAUCAAUGAAAAAAUUAUGCUAUAUUUGA
Messenger RNA from Rotaria sp. Silwood2, 249 nucleotides. The record is from the annotation of a GenBank genome assembly. NCBI's taxonomy places the organism in Eukaryota, Metazoa, Rotifera, Eurotatoria, Philodinida, Philodinidae.